Messenger RNA from Pogona vitticeps (central bearded dragon), 2206 nucleotides. NCBI's taxonomy places the organism in Eukaryota, Metazoa, Chordata, Lepidosauria, Squamata, Agamidae. The record is from RefSeq and is a predicted model, not a curated record.
UCUAAUAACAUUGUCAUGGAAUACCUUUUUCUUUUCAAAGAGACAGCCACAGAAGUUGUCACUGAUACAAUACCAAUGAAGAUCAAGAGAAAGUCAGCUGAAGAUGAACCCUCACCAAUUCAGUUUAAGAAACGUGCAUCUGAAAAUAUUGCAGCCCAGUUACAAAGAAACAUAUCGGACAGUGUGCAUUCAGUAAUCAAGAACCAAAGGACACUGCUGGAAAGAUUUUACAAACAAGAAGAAAAUCAGGAUACCAGUAGAAUACAGCUGAAUAAUGUCCUCCCUGCUGUGGAACAGGCGCCCCCGGCCGCCGUCGCUCCCUUCGCUGCCAUGGCUCCUAUACGUUCAGAACUUAAACUUGGCAAAAAGAUAAACGAGGGAAAAACAAAAGAGGUUUAUGAAUUGCCAAAUCUCCCUGGAUGUGUUCUGCUUCAAUCAAAAGACCAGAUAACCGCUGGAAAUGCAGCUAGAAAAGAUAUCAUGGAAGGGAAGGCUGCAAUCUCAAAUACUACUACAAGCUGUGUGUUUCAGUUGCUUCAGGAAGCUGGAAUCAAAACUGCUUUUGUGAGAAAACAUAGUGACACAGCGUUUGUAGCUGCUCACUGUGAAAUGAUUCCAAUUGAGUGGGUUUGUAGAAGAAUUGCUACAGGUUCAUUUCUGAAAAGAAACCCAGGUGUCGAAGAAGGCUACAGAUUUUACCCACCUAAAAUCGAAAUGUUUUACAAGGAUGAUGCCGCUAAUGAUCCACAGUGGUCAGAAGAACAACUCAUUGAAGUCAAGUUCUGUUUUGCUGGCCUUGAAAUUGGGCGGACUGAAGUUGAUAUUAUGGCCCAGUCUACUCGAGCUAUCUUUGAAAUACUUGAAAAAGCAUGGCAACCCCAGAAUUGCACAUUAGUGGACUUGAAGGUUGAGUUUGGUGUUAAUGUAGCUACAAAAGAGAUUGUUCUUGCGGAUGUCAUUGAUAAUGACUCUUGGAGAUUAUGGCCAUCUGGAGACAGAAAACAACAGAAGGAUAAACAGUCUUACCGUGAUCUCAAAGAAGUGACCGCUGAAGCACUGCAGAUGGUGAAGAGAAACUUUGAAUGGGUGGCUGAAAGAGUGGAGCUGUUGCUAAAACCUCAGAGCCAAGAAAGAGUGGUUGUGCUCAUGGGCUCUACUUCAGAUCUUGGUCACUGUGAGAAGAUCAAAAAGGCCUGUUGUGACUUUGGUAUUCCUUGUGAAUUAAGAGUGACAUCUGCUCACAAAGGACCAGAUGAGACACUAAGGAUCAAAGCUGAAUAUGAAGGUGAUGGCAUUCCUACAGUGUUCGUAGCAGUGGCCGGGAGAAGCAAUGGGUUGGGACCCGUUAUGUCUGGAAACACUGCAUAUCCUGUGGUCAACUGUCCUCCACUCUCAGCAGAUUGGGGUUCUCAGGAUAUUUGGUCAUCUCUGAGGUUGCCCAGUGGUCUUGGCUGUCCUACAAUUCUGUCCCCUGAAGGUGCUGCACAGUUUGCUGCUCAGAUUUUUGGGCUCAGUAAUCACUUGAUCUGGGCCAAGCUGCGUUCAAACAUGUUGAAUACUUGGAUCGCCCUGAAGCAGGCUGACAAAAAGAUGAGAGAAUACAUUUCAUAGGCGAUUUCCUCAACCACAUUGCACUGCUGGCAAAUCAUUUUUAAGGUAAAACCUCUGACCUACUGGGAAGUUCUUCUACGGUUCUUUUGUCAUAAAGAUGAACAAAGAGACGAGUGUAGGUGAAAGUUUUGUUUCAGUAAUGGAAGACUUAAGCUGUAAGAAAAAAGUAAAAGUUAGCAAAAAGGAAUUUCAUGUAGAAUAGUUUUUACUGAUCUCUUUUAAUGGAACAGAAUUGGUUUGCUCUUAGUUUGUAAUCCCAUAGACAGUGUGUCAACCUGAUGAUUCUCUUCCAAUGUUAAUACUUUUCAAUCCACACCUUGCAUCACUAGGAAUAAUAGAUUUUUAACUAGUUUUCCAUUAACAACCCUGUUCUGAAAUGUAAUUUUGAAUGGUAUCAACAUGCAUUAGACAAGAUAUAUUUUGAAAUUUUAUGAUUACACUUUAUUGAUAAACAAAACUUUCUGUUAUAAACAAUUGCUGUUUAUAUAGUGGCAGUUGAAAAGUAAUUUAGAGAAAGUGUUUCCUUGUAUGUAUUGACAGGAUAGGUAACACAAAGUAAGUCAUUGUACCUGGGAAUAAACAGAUCUGACCGGUA